GCGCCGGCAGCACCCGGCCCGCCGCGCCGCGCCCUCCCCGCCCCCAACUCGCUCCCCAACGGAAAGUUCGGCUCCGGCUGCGCGAGGCACAGAGCCCGGGAAUGAGAAGGGGUCGGGGGGCGUGCUGAGGGGACCGGGCGGCGGCGGCGGCCAGGCGGGGGCAACUUCUCCCGGGAAAGCGCCUCUGCCGACCCCGCGAGCCGCAGCCCCCGAGUGGGCUCGAGGUGGUUUUUCCCUUGCCUCUGCCUCCCCCUGCGGAUUCAAGACGCGGACCUUGGUCCUGGCGCUCCCGCUGCCGGGUGACAAGAGCCAGCGCCGCCGCCGCCGCCUCGGCCGCCGCUCCCUCCGCCCGCCGGCCGCCCCCCGGCCGCAGCCCCUGCCUCCUGCCUCCUGCCAGCACCAUGGAGUUCUCCGAGAGGAAGAGGAGCAGGAAAUCCCAGAGCUUCAAACUGGUGAGCCGAGAUUAUCACCAUGAGGUAUAUAAGAUCUCAGAAUUCAGCAACGAUGUUAAUGGGGAGGCCAAAGAGACACAACCCAUUUAUUUAGGAAACGAAAGCAUGGAAAUUAAAAAACAAAUUACAGGAAUGAGAAGAUUACUGAAUGACAGCACUGGGAGGAUCUAUCAGCGUGUCGGCAAGGAAGGAGAAAAAUUAAAAGAAGAACCCCAGGAUUUGGAUUCAGUCUGGCCUCCGCGUUUGAACUCCACUGCUGAGGCCCCCCAGAGCCUCCACCCUUCUUCACGUGGUGCGUGGAAUGAGUUACCACCCUCCAGUGGGCAGUUCUCAGGGCAGUAUGGCACCCGCUCUAGAACCUUCCAGAGUCAGCCCCACACCACUGGGAGCUCCAACGGAGAACUUCCAGCAGUGAAUCCGUCAGGUGGAUCAAACUGCUGUACUUGUAACUGCCAGUCAACGUUGCAGGCCAUCCUCCAAGAACUCAGGACCAUGCGGAAAUUAAUGCAAAUCCAAGCAGCUGGAGCCCAAAACAGACAACAACCCCCCAUUUCCCUCAUGUGCUCCCAGCGAACCGCUGCCUCGCGCAAGAGGAAUAAAAAGAAAAAAGUGCCCCCGAAGACUGUCGAGCCUCUGCCCGUGAAACAGAAGGCCGGCGUGUUGGGAACCGAGAAGCCAGCCGUGGCCUCUGAGCAGUCUGGUCCCCCGGCGGCCGAGCACCCGUCCCCCGGGGACAGCCGCGUCCUCGGAUUCGGCAUUGUCCUGGAAUCGCCGGCCUCAGAUCCAGAAGUGCAACUUGCUGAAGGCUUUGAUGUGUUCAUGCCUAAAUCACAGCUGGACUCUAUAUUGUCAAACUACACUCGCUCAGGAAGCCUCCUGUUUAGAAAGCUGGUGUGUGCGUUUUUCGACGACAAGACUUUGGCUAACUCCUUACCCAACGGGAAGAGGAAAAGAGGACUCAACGACAACCGGAAAGGACUAGACCAAAAUAUUGUGGGUGCAAUAAAAGUCUUCACAGAAAAAUACUGUACCGCUAAUCAUGUGGAUAAACUUCCUGGCCCGAGAGACUGGGUACAGAUUCUACAGGAUCAAAUUAAACUGGCCAGAAGAAGGUUAAAAAGAGGCUCAGCAGAGGCAGCAGACGGUGAUGAGAGACUGGACGGCAUCUCUCUACCGCCAACAGAUGGAGGCAGAGAGAUGUUUCAGAUGAGGAAAUUGAACACGGGAUGGUAGAACCACCUCAUGGAACUGAAAAGAAUGUCAAGGAAUCUGAGAAAGAAGGAACGUUAGAGAUCAUCUAGUCCCAUCCCUUCUUUUUAUCCAGUCCUUUUAUUUUACAGGUAAAAAAGCCUGAGGCCCAGAAACACUAAAUGACUUUCUCAAGGUCUCACAGCUGGUUGGUGGCUGGGCCGGAGCCCAGGCCUCUCGACUUCCAGCCAUUACACCGCAUAGCUUUCUCAUACCUAAGCCAAAGCCAGCUUUUCUCCGCAUGUUUCUUAAAGACCCUAAGAGCUGAUGGAUGUACUAAUCCCUUUAGGAUUCCAUUCCAGUGUCUGUCUUCACCGUUAGAAUGUCCGCCGUUAAGUCUGCCCGAAAACCUCCUGCAGUUUAAACUCAAUGAAUGACUGGAGUCAG
Messenger RNA from Panthera uncia (snow leopard), 2087 nucleotides. RefSeq names its product BEN domain containing 7 (gene BEND7). NCBI's taxonomy places the organism in Eukaryota, Metazoa, Chordata, Mammalia, Carnivora, Felidae. The coding region runs from base 402 to 1685 and encodes 427 amino acids. The transcript is spliced from 9 exons. Gene Ontology annotation, molecular function: DNA binding. The record is from RefSeq and is a predicted model, not a curated record.